Talaromyces amestolkiae is the source of this 1407-nucleotide messenger RNA. RefSeq lists its product as uncharacterized. The coding region runs from base 1 to 1407 and encodes 468 amino acids. Lineage: Eukaryota; Fungi; Ascomycota; Eurotiomycetes; Eurotiales; Trichocomaceae. The record is from RefSeq and is a predicted model, not a curated record. The transcript has a single exon.
AUGCGUCUCUCCGGUAUUUCUCUCUUUUUAGGUCUGGGGGCUCUCGCAGCCGCCCACGUCGAUGGGUCCGACGACGCGUGCCUGUCGGAGUGGGAAGUCUGUCCGCCGCUGGAGCCGCUUGUAGAUGUGUUAUUGGGACUCUUGAACGUGAAGGAAGUCUGCCAGCAGAUCGAUCCGGAAGCUCUCGGCCCUACCACUGUCACAAUCACCGACUCCCUGCCUGCCGCCACAGUCACGACUACCAGCUACCGCACCGUAGGCAGUCCUGUUAGCCGGACAUCCUCUGUGGUUGCCGUCGUCACCCAGUCCUCUCAGGCCGUUGUCACUAAUCGCUUUUCCUCCACUGCAAUCCAGUCAGUGCGGGUGACGGCCACGGCCGUUGACACUGAAACCGUGCCCAUCACUGAGACCAACACCCUCACUCAGACCCAUCAAGCAACAGUCACGCAAACUUUUACCCUGACCACUGAGGAUAUCAUCUUUGAAACCGUCACGACAACUGUCACUGUCACUUCUGCAGGCCAGGCCGCUCCCACCGACAAGCGCAGAAGUGUUGGCCUACCAGCGGUGCUACAGUCUUAUUCCAAUGAUGAGCUGGUUGACGCGUGCUGGUGCGUCGAGUUCGACACUGUCACAGUAACCGCCACACUGCCACCGACCACUCAAACACAGACCAUUGUCAUUCCCUCGACUGUGCCCUCGAGCGUGGCUGUCAUCCGCACCAUCAGUGAGACCGACACCAUCGUCAGCACGUCCACCGUGGACCUCACCGCUGUCGUUACCCAACUGUCGACUGUGACUACUACUGCCACUUUGACGGAAUCAACGACCGUCUACACAACGGUUGAUCAAACUGAGGAUGUCACGGCUUUCCAGACCGUCACAGCCACAGCAACAUUCGUGGACGAGUAUGUAACCGUCACCGUGCCUGCUACGACCACCACCACCACUACUCCGGCCCCAACUAACGUCCUCGUAAAUCCCGGUUUCACAGGUGGAGCAAUAUCCCCUUGGACAAGGACCCUCAAUAACUUCUACGAAACUCUGGACAGCACCUGCAACACCCUCAUUUACUCGGACAGUAACUGUAUCAUGUUCUCUGAUUUUACCGGGACCAGCGUUGGCACUUUCGAGCUUACGCAGACGAUCAACACUUACGUGGGGCAAUACUAUUCUGUUGAAUUUCAAUAUUAUUUCCCGUAUGCCGUCCCUUCGAGCAGCGUUUUCCGCUGCACUGCCGGCUCAACGGUCUUUCCCAUCCCAACGACUACUAUUGGGUCAUUCCAGACGGUUUCAGGAGGUUUUACUGCGACGUCUUCUACAACUACCUUCACUUGCUCUGGCCAGGCAGUUACCGACCAACUUUACAUAUUUUUGUAUGGGUUUGAUAUCCGGGCUUCAUCGUAA